AUGCUGCCAUUCCGAUUACAGGCUGACCCCGCGGUAAAAGAAGCACUGGCUGCUUUUUACCCGACUAGAAGUGACCACCGCUUGGCUUAUGUGCUGUCGCGAGUCGAGCCCGGCACAAAUGGUUGGAUAUUUGAGAACGAGCAAGUCGCCGCCUGGCUUGGUGGCAAGGCGGAUAUGAACCGGUCCGCCUCAUCCCAGGGUCAAACCAUCAAGAAGCUGUGGCUCUCCGGCGAGAUUGGCUCUGGUAGGACGACUGUCCCAGCCUGCGUCACGCGAAAGUUGCUCGCCCAUGCCACGCCUCAGCAUGCCGUCGGGUACUUUGUCUGCGACGGCUACAAAGAUGACAGGAAUCCCACAUAUGUACUGCAGACGAUUAUUGCGCAAAUAGCGCAGCAAGACAGGGCGGCGUACGACCAAUAUGUUCACAGUGUCGCGCAGAAGCGUAUGCCGUCUGGGAUAGUAGGCGUUGAUGAUACCAUCGCGACGACGUUUGACGCAGGCAAUAUUGACCACUUGGCAUUGCUGCUGCUCGCCAUGUCCAGACACUUCGAGCGAGUAUCCCUUGUUAUCAGCCGGGUGGACUAUAUGCCGCCGAACAUUGUUCUGCGCCUAUCGUCGCUGGUUGACGCACCGGAGUCGCCUAUUCGUACUCUUCUCAGUGCGGACGACGGCCCUGCCCAGCAGGCUGUGUGUGCGGAAACUGGCUCAUGCCCAGUUCUCGUCAGUGCCACUUCGGAAGAUGUUCGACUGUAUUUCAGAAAUGAACUACGGCGGAGGAUAGCACAGGGAGACUUGUAUCUGCAAAACGCGCCAGCGCAGCAGGCUGUAGAAGACUAUAUUGCCAGCAAUCACAACGGCUCGUGGCUCUGGACUGUCCAUAUGCUGCAAGAGCAAUGCGACCUACUUCGACGCGGCAUUUGGCAGCCGCCCACCACGGUCACGGAGACAAAUGCGAUUGCUACACGGCCUGAUCUUUUUAUAUCCGCCGUAGAUCCUUAUUUGGAGCGGAUCCUACGGGAUCCUGACACUUUGCCCAGAUUUAUUCUCAAAACCGUUACCAGAUGGCUCAGUUCUACAUGUGAUUGGCCAACCCUACAAAUGUCCACGUUAGAAUUGUGCGACAUCGUCGCUGCCUCUUAUACAGAGGAGCAUAAACCGGCACAAGUUUCCGGUGUCCAAGAGCGGGAUAUCUUAAGGGCAUGCGGUCCUCUCGUCCAUAAAAUUCCACUCCUCGAUUAUUCCGUUUUCAGUAUAUCCCACUCCUCCAUGUACAACUACCUGAAGAUAAAUCUCGCAAACUAUGAGUCACCCCUGAGCGAACUAUUCUGCGGAGACAGCUGUCUUAGCGAAACAACCGGCGAGUUGAGAAGAGCCUGCCGGUCAUUGCCGGAGGAACGAUCUCCCCUAAAAGAGAGGCUAUACAGGGUUAUCCUGGAAGUACAAGAGAACGAAUGGGGUCCAGAUAACGGAAAAAGCCUAUUAACAAUGGAAGGCCUAGGCAGUCUAUACUGGGAUCAGGGCCGCAUGGAAGAAGCUGAGGACAUGUAUCGCCGCGCCGUGCAAGGAUACGGGAGAAAUCCGCCAACCAGGUCCAACGCCGAAUUUGCGCUCAACGUAUACAACGGUCUAGCUGUCCUAUGUAAGCGAAAAGGCAAAUUCAACGAAUCCGAAAGAUUUUACAAGCUUGCUCUGGAAGGCAAAGAACAAAUACUGGGGAAGGACCACGACUCUACUCUCGGUACAAUGGGCAACAUGGGCGUGAUGUACGCUGCACAAGACCGAAUACCCGAGGCGCAGGAAAUCUGGACACGGUGUCUGCCCCUAUUUGAAAAAGUUUAUGGGUCGAAGCAUAAAAACACUAUCAUGCUCAUGUACAACCUUGGCCUCACGUACAAGGAUUUACAGCAAUUUGAUGACGCGGAACGUCUACUGCGACAAGCUUACUACACGUAUGCAGAAACUCUUGGAGACGGCAACACAGCAACUCUAGAUGUCGCCAGGGCGCUGGGUCAUCUCUGCAUGCUGAUGGAUAAUAUGCAGGACGCAGAAAACAUAUACCUUAUGCUGGCGGACACCUACGCAGAGCAAUAUGGGCCAAACUCCGAAAAAGCCCUUGCGGCGUGCCACUCCUUGGGGAAAGUCUACCAGGAUCAACAACGAUUCAGUGAAGCAGAAGAAAUACUGGGGCAUGUGCUGCAAAGCUAUGAAGAUAGGUAUGGAUGGGACCACGUCCCUACGGUUGACGUUGGGUACACGAUCUUCUUGCAUAAAACGCCAGAAGAGGGCGUGGAGCUGGGCGAGAAGGUGCUGGCGGCGUUUGACAAGCUCCACGGGACUUAUUCCAGGGUUACAAAUAGCACUGCUGACACGCUAGGCCUUAUGUACGCGCAGCUUGGGCGCCUGGAUAAGGCGGAGGCGAUGUGGAUGUGGGCGUUUAGGGGACACUCGAUGAAGAAGGGGGCCAGCGAUGUGGUUACAGUGGCGGCAGCUGAGAAUAUAGGCAAGGUGUUGAAGUUGCAGGGGCGUGAUAACGUUCGGCCUCGAUCGAUGCCUGCCGCCAACUCUUGUGCGCGACCUGGGGUCGAGAGCGGUACAUGUCUCCGAAAGCCUAGCACUGUGGAUCAAGACCCCAUGCCCGAUGAUCAUGAGGCUAUUGCUAUAGCCGGCAUGUCUAUCAAAGUUGCGGGUGCCGAUGACGUUGACGAGCUCUCCCAGCUCCUCCGCAAGGGGGCCUCGCAGCAUGAAAAGAUGACACAGGACCAUCUAAACCUCGACUCACUAAUUCGCCAACCUGACAAUCGCGAUUACUUCUGCAACUUUGUGCGCGAUGCCGACGAUUUUGAUAACAGGGGCUUCAAACGCAGCCCGUGUGAUCCAGCCGCCAUGGAUCCUCAGCAUCGUCGACUUCACCUGGCAGCAUACCAAGCUGCUGAGCAGGCGGGCUUGCUUACUGAGAAUACACGAACUGGACAGCAUGAUAAGGGCCGGAGCCAUUUGCACAACGUCGCCACGCAUCGCCUCAAUGCCUUCAUGGCCACUGGUUACCUGCAGAGCUACCCUUUUGGACGCGUAGCAAACCAUUUCGUAUGGACUGGUCGGGCCAUCGCCUUCGACACUGCGUGUAACAGCCUGCGUAACGGCGAGUGUUGCGUGGUGCUAGCCGGUGGUGUCUUCAUCCUGACCAACCCACACUGGUUCCAGAACUUGACCGCAGCGAGUUUCCCGAGUCAUACCGGUCAGUGCAAGCCGUUCGACGAGAAGGGUGACGGCUACUGCCGUACCAGGUGUCUGGAGGCAUGGCCUUUGCUAACUUCGUUUCGAAAGUGGGAUACCCGGAAUGAGGUGGCGCUAAUCAACAACUACGGUGUCUCGGGAUCCAACGCUGGCAUGGCUGUGGCGGCUCCGGCAGCUUCCAAGGAGAGUCAGCACGCGGCAGCAAUCAAGAAACUUGGACGACCAUCCUUCUUUAUCUCUGGGUCCGAUGCACACUAUGUCUAG
Messenger RNA from Pochonia chlamydosporia 170, 3498 nucleotides. RefSeq names its product tetratricopeptide repeat domain-containing protein. The record is from RefSeq and is a predicted model, not a curated record. The coding region runs from base 1 to 3498 and encodes 1165 amino acids. NCBI's taxonomy places the organism in Eukaryota, Fungi, Ascomycota, Sordariomycetes, Hypocreales, Clavicipitaceae. Gene Ontology annotation, molecular function: acyltransferase activity; protein binding. The transcript is spliced from 4 exons.